Molecule: messenger RNA, 231 nt
Organism: Clunio marinus
Lineage: Eukaryota; Metazoa; Arthropoda; Insecta; Diptera; Chironomidae
Source: the annotation of a GenBank genome assembly
AUGAUGGAAAAGUUUCCUCUGUGCGCUGAUGACACCCAAGAUGAAGCAGUUUUAAGAAAAUUAGUGGAAGAAGGGAAGGAGAAGUCGAGUGGAGUGAAGCAAAGCAGAAACGUGCAUCAGAAUGACAUUAGAAAGGCGACAUGGAUAAAAGCAACAGAUAAAAUGAAUAUCAUGCUGCUCAUAAUCCGUAAUAAUUCUCAUUUGAAUCGUAGUUGGAUGGGAAAUUGUUGA